Messenger RNA from Cricetulus griseus (Chinese hamster), 911 nucleotides. Lineage: Eukaryota; Metazoa; Chordata; Mammalia; Rodentia; Cricetidae. The record is from RefSeq and is a predicted model, not a curated record.
UAUAAAUUCCCAAAAGGCCACUCUCAGAGCUGGAUCUCUAAGAGUCUCUGUCAGCUUUUGGGGCUGUGACAUUUUCGGCACCCUUGCCAUGAAACACCUGCUGCUGCUCACCCUGUCUGCCCUGCUCUGUUGCUGGGUCUCAGCUGACACUAGAUGUCACUCCUGCUACAAGGUCCCCGUGCUGGGGUGUGUGGAUCGCCAGUCCUGUCGUCUGGAGCCAGGCCAAAGAUGCCUGACCACAAACGUGUACCUUGGGAAGAUGUGGGUUUUCUCUAACCUGCGCUGUGGCACACCAGAGGAGCCUUGUCGGGAGGCUUUCAACCAAACCAACCACAAGCUGGGCCUGAACUACAACACCACCUGCUGUGACAAGGACAACUGCAACAGCCCAGCGCCAAGGCCCACACCUGCGCUGGCUCUCCUCUCCCUCACCUCCUUGGCUGGCCUUGGCCUCUGGUUAUUGCAUUGAGAGUCGCUCCAUGUCUGCACGCCUCCCACACGCUGUAGCCUGAGCCUUUCUCCCUCAGAACUCCAGCUCUCCAGCAUGCUCUCCCUCACCCCUGGCCCCUUUUCUCAAGAUCAUUUCCCUAUUGUCCCAUUUGUUUCAUGGGACAGUGCCUAGAGUGGUCUUUCUAGCCACCCCUCUCAGCUGGCACUCUCCACCCCAUUUUUCACCAAGUCCUUUCCCAUUUCCUUGGAGACCACUCUACCUCCUUCACUGGCCACUGGAAGGGCUCCCUACUUGGAAGUACACCGAUGUGACCCUGAGAUGUGGACCUGGAAGUACCACUGUCUUGUCUCCAGUGAGUGACCCCGAAAGGAGCCGCUAACCUCACUGCAUGGGGUUGAUUCGCUAAGCCCUCUGCUCAUCUCUUUCCAUCGUGAGAAAUAAAUGUAGGCGUCUGAUAAAC